Xenopus tropicalis (tropical clawed frog) is the source of this 882-nucleotide messenger RNA. Its product is annotated as trypsin-like. Gene Ontology annotation, molecular function: serine-type endopeptidase activity; hydrolase activity; peptidase activity. The record is from RefSeq and is a predicted model, not a curated record. Gene Ontology annotation, cellular component: extracellular region. The transcript has 5 exons. Bases 67 to 798 code for a protein of 243 amino acids. Gene Ontology annotation, biological process: proteolysis. NCBI's taxonomy places the organism in Eukaryota, Metazoa, Chordata, Amphibia, Anura, Pipidae.
CAGGUUCAGGUAUAAAUAGCCGACGUUUCUCUGCCGUAGCACUCACUUCUGCUACAGAUCUCCACCAUGAAGCUCUUUCUGCUCUGUGUCCUGCUGGGGGCAGCUGCUGCCUUUGAUGAUGAUAAGAUCAUUGGAGGUGCCACCUGUGCCAGGAACUCUGUGCCCUACAUCGUCUCCCUGAACUCUGGCUACCAUUUCUGUGGGGGGUCCCUGAUCUCCAACCAGUGGGUUGUGUCUGCCGCUCACUGCUACAAGGCGAGCAUCCAGGUCAGGCUGGGGGAACACAACAUCGCUCUCAGUGAGGGAACCGAGCAGUUUAUCAGCUCUUCCAAGGUCAUUAGACAUUCUGGCUACAACUCCCGGACCCUGGACAAUGAUAUCAUGCUGAUCAAGCUCUCCUCUGCUGCCUCCCUCAAUGCUGCCGUCAAUGCCGUGGCACUGCCCUCUGGUUGUGCCGCCGCUGGUACCAGCUGCCUGAUCUCUGGCUGGGGCAACACCCUCAGCAGUGGCAGCAACUACCCCGACCUCCUGCAGUGCCUGUAUGCCCCAAUCCUGACUGAUGCCCAGUGUAACAAUGCCUACCCUGGGGAGAUCACCAAUAACAUGAUCUGUCUUGGCUACCUGGAAGGCGGCAAGGAUUCCUGCCAGGGUGACUCUGGUGGCCCCGUGGUGUGCAAUGGGCAACUGCAGGGAGUGGUGUCCUGGGGCUAUGGCUGUGCCCAGAGGAACUACCCCGGAGUCUACACCAAGGUCUGCAACUACAACUCCUGGAUCCAGAGCACCAUUGCUGCCAACUAAUCCUUUUACUGUUUGGAAACUCUCGUUUUGUUUCUGUUUCUGUGGAACAAAUAGAACUUGCAAAUAAAUAUUUUAUUUAUAUAA